Messenger RNA from Acanthochromis polyacanthus (spiny chromis), 3505 nucleotides. It is a transcript of the gene oca2, whose product is annotated as oculocutaneous albinism II. Gene Ontology annotation, cellular component: melanosome membrane. Gene Ontology annotation, biological process: melanocyte differentiation; transmembrane transport; melanin biosynthetic process. Bases 241 to 2781 code for a protein of 846 amino acids. The record is from RefSeq and is a predicted model, not a curated record. Lineage: Eukaryota; Metazoa; Chordata; Actinopteri; Pomacentridae. The transcript has 24 exons.
AGGAGAGGAGAAGAAACACCUCGGCCUCUCUCGUCUUCAACCACGUCACUGUGCUCAAAUAUAGCAACAAACAGACCCCAUCCCAGCAUCAGUAAGAACAUCAAACUCCCCUUUUUUUGAGGAUUAUUGGUGAGAAUCACGCGUGAUUUCGCUGUUGGGUUUUCAUCAUUCAACAUUGCAUCACUACUGUCAUCAUCACUGUCCUUGUCUAUCUUCAUUCUUCAUUUGUCUCGCCUCACCAUGUAUUUGGAGAACAAAAGCAACCUGGAGAUUGAGAUGUCUCAGACGUCGGCACAAGGCCAUCAGGGCCGGAACAGCCUGAGGUCACCGGAGGCCGUUGCAGGAAACUUCGGGGAGCUUCGUCUGCUGCAGGGCAUCUCAGAGAGGAGAGACACCCAGAAACUCCAGCAGUCUGCAGUUCUGCCCUCAGGACAGUGUGUCAUCCACACUGAGGGCUUUGUCCCGGUUCGACAGGAGGACGGUUUCAGGCAUAACUUCAGUGCUGUGAACAUUCUCCGGGGAAAAUCUAAUUCAGCAAACGUUUCUGAGCGAUCGCCUCUGCUGAGAUUCUCGCAAGAUGACAGUAUAACCUACUUGACCCUACAUGACCCCAGCUUUGUUGGAGGGGAAGAGCCCUGGGACAGCGGUUCCCUGGACGUGGAGAGGAGGUACCGCCUGGGCAGCGAGGUCACCAGCCUGUCGCUGUCCCGCUCCAGCUCCUCCGAGAAGAACGACCCCCUGGACCUCAACCUCGGCUUCAAAUUCACCAGCAGUGUGAAAUGCUGCUUUAGAGUCUCCAAAGUUGCCACUAUCUUUGCUAUUGUCAUUCUCUGCAGUCUGUUCUUCAGCAUGUAUCCGGAUCGAGACAACCCCUGGAGGAUGCUGGCAGUUUCUCCGACAGAAAGCUUUUCGAUGAAUGUGACAAAUUUUCGAGACAACGCUUUGCUGAAGCUACAAGUUGCCGGGCCUUUUGCAGGAGGUGUGAUAGACUUCAACACCCAGGAGUACAUCCUGAUCCAGGUGGAGCAGACAGAGCCAUCAGGACAGCGGAGGAGGAGGACGCAGCAGGUGAUUCAUAAUUGGACCAUUCCUCUACAUGCUGAAAGAAGUGACCAGAUACUGUUAACAAAAACCUUUGAGAUGCUCAGCAGUGACCCCAUCAUCAUCACGAUCCAGGCCUUCCCGGAGGAUAACGAGGUGGUGCCGCUGUCCAUGACCCACCAGUCGCUCUACGUCAGCGUUGAGACUCAGGUGGCCAUCGCUGGAAUCAUCUUAGCUGGAGUCUAUGUUCUCAUCAUCUUUGAGAUUGUGCACCGCACUUUGGCUGCCAUGCUGGGAUCUUUAGCAGCUCUAGCUGCUCUGGCUGUCAUUGGUGAUCGACCCAGUCUGGUUACUGUGGUGGAGUGGAUUGACUACGAGACUCUCGCUCUUCUGUUCGGCAUGAUGGUGCUGGUGGCCAUUUUCUCUGAGACUGGCUUCUUUGAUUACUGUGCUGUGAAGGCUUACCAGUUAUCCAGAGGAAGAGUGUGGCCCAUGAUUAUCAUCCUCUGUCUCAUCGCUGCCAUUUUAUCGGCUUUUCUGGACAAUGUGACCACUAUGAUGCUUUUCACACCCGUCACCAUAAGGUUGUGUGAGGUGCUUAAUCUAGACCCCAGACAUGUCCUGAUUGCAGAAGUAAUCUUCACCAACAUCGGAGGGGCCGCCACAGCUGUCGGAGAUCCACCCAAUGUGAUUAUAGUAUCAAAUCAGGACCUGCGCAGAGAAGGGAUUGAUUUUGCCAGUUUCACAGGUUACAUGUUCCUCGGAAUAUGCCUCGUCCUUUUCACCUCAUUUCCUUUCCUGCGGAUGCUCUACUGGAACAAAAAACUUUACAACAAAGAGUCUAUUGAAAUAGUUGAACUGAAGCAUGAGAUCCUGGUUUGGAGGCAAACGGCUCAACGCAUUAACCCUGCCAGCCGAGAGGAGACAGCUGUGAAAUGCCUCCUGAUGCAAAAAGUCCUUAACCUGGAAAGUCUGCUGCGCAAGAUGAUGAAAACCUUCCAAAGACAAAUAUCUCAGGAGGACAAGAACUGGGAGCAAAAUAUUCAAGAAUUGCAAAAGAAGCACAGAAUAACUGACAAGGUUCUCUUGGUGAAGUGUGCGUCUGUCCUUGGCGUGGUCAUCUUCAUGUUCUUCCUCAACUCCUUUGUUCCCAGCAUUCACCUCGAGCUCGGUUGGAUCGCUAUCCUGGGUGCACUGUGGCUUUUGGUUCUGGCCGACAUCCAGGAUUUCGAGAUCAUCUUGCACCGAGUGGAGUGGGCCACGCUGCUGUUCUUCGCAGCCCUUUUUGUUUUGAUGGAGGCUUUAGCCCAGCUGCAGCUUAUCGACUAUAUUGGAGAACAGACAGCACUGCUUAUAAAAGCGGUGCCAGAAGACCAGCGCCUGGCUAUAGCCAUUAUUUUGGUGAUGUGGGUCUCGGCUCUGGCUUCUUCUCUUAUUGACAACAUUCCUUUCACUGCCACAAUGAUUCCAGUUCUCAUCAACCUGAGUCAGGAUGCAGAUGUGAACCUGCCAGUUAAACCUCUCAUCUUUGCUUUGGCCAUGGGAGCCUGUCUCGGUGGAAACGGAACAUUAAUAGGAGCAUCGGCCAACGUUGUGUGUGCAGGAAUCGCUGAGCAGCACGGAUACGGCUUUUCCUUUGUGGAGUUCUUCAAGCUGGGAUUCCCCAUGAUGAUGAUGACAUGCAUGAUCGCCAUGUGCUACCUGCUGGCCACCCACAUCGGACUGGGAUGGAACAUGUAAAUCCACACCCGCUGUACCGAGCCAAAGAGACUGUGUGUGCAUGCGACCACUCCUUCAAGAGUUUCAGCUCUCUGUCAGGUGACGGUGUAGCCUGAUCAGGGUACAGCACUAUAUGAAGCAUUGUAGCCAUAUUUUUCAAAGAAAGUGUCUUUGACUAAAGUGCAGACCAUCAGGGACCCGAUUUAUGGGAGCUUUGACCAAAACUUUGAACCCAGGAAAAGUGUAUUUACUAAAAAAAAAACAACAUGGCUCCACUCCAUAAUGCUGUACGUGGUGCUACGGCCUCAGUGGGUGUAAAAACCGGAGUACGAUGUCAGACUGUUCAUUCUUUUGGAAAUCCAUGUGGCCUGUUUACAAAAAGCAGCAAAUCAUUUCCCUUAGGCACGUGCGCGUCACUGAUCUACUUUUCAGAACACUGAUCAUUAUCUGCUUUAGACAAACAUUUCACCCAUGGUUUACCAAACUUCCGUUGAUAUUUUACAGACCCAGUGAAAGGGAUUUUCUAAGUUUGUGUCUAAUAUUUCUUUGUUGCAUUCCCAAACCUCAAAAACAGAAAAACAAAAGCAGCAUCUAUAUUAAACUGGAAAAUAACAGAAAGCAGCAGCAGAGACUGUUCUCUAAGUCUUGUUGGCUAUCUAUUGUACAGUCUGACAACCUGAGCUUCAUCUGUGUUCAAUGGAGGAAGCUUUCCAACAGAGACAAUAAAGUUUGUCAUGUUUCUGGA